GGAGUUUCAUCUUCUUCCCAUUCUGAGUUUCCCUCUCUGUGGUGGUAGCAGUGAGCCAUGCUUCUCUACCUUCUGAGGAUUACUGGAAGUUGGCCUUGCCAAAUACUCCAAUGCCGAGGGCUGUGCGAGAUCUCUUGCAACUCAACUCGAUGGAGGAUGGAAGUUCUAUCAAUGCCAGCGAGAUUGUGCUAAAUGCCUUCCCAGGAAAUGAUUAUGUCCAACAGCAAAACCCAUCAGCUGCCGAAACCCCCACUGAAGAUCGACCUCAAGAUACUUCAAGAAAAGGUUACUUCUUUGGAAAAAGACCUGCAUUCCAGCACGAAAAUGAAGAUGCACUUCAGAAAAACUACAAAUCGAGCUCUGUUCUUACCCCAUCAAAUAGCCGACUCCAUACCCUUUUCAUCUGACAAGCUACCAGAAAUUCUAAAUAGGUUUUCACUUAAGCAAGAUUUUGAGGAAGCUGAAAUAAUGAAGGAAACAAUACAAGAGUGUGAACAACCAGCCCUGGAAGGAGAUUCCAGGUUCUGUGCCACAUCCUUGGAGUCCCUAGUUGAUUUCAGCAUUUCAGAGCUUGGGAAGAACAUCAAAGCAAUCUCAAAUGAGGUUGAAAUGGUGGUUGCAGACAAAUCAGUGGUGUGCCAUAAGCAGAAGUACCCAUACGCUGUGUUUUACUGCCAUGCAAUCCACAACACAAGGGUUUACACACUUCCAUUUGUGGGAACCGAGGAUGGAACCAAAGCUGAAGUUGUGGCUUCUUGCCAUAUCGAUACAUCGGCUUGGAACCCGAAGCAUGCAGCCUUUAAAUUUCUGAAAGUUAAACUAGGAACUGUCCCUGUUUGCCAUUUCCUUCCCCAUAAUGAUAUCAUCUGGAUUCCCAAAUAA
Vitis riparia (riverbank grape) is the source of this 882-nucleotide messenger RNA. Its product is annotated as BURP domain protein RD22-like. Lineage: Eukaryota; Viridiplantae; Streptophyta; Magnoliopsida; Vitales; Vitaceae. The record is from RefSeq and is a predicted model, not a curated record. The coding region runs from base 193 to 882 and encodes 229 amino acids. The transcript is spliced from 3 exons.